This is a messenger RNA of Anopheles marshallii, 2166 nucleotides long. RefSeq lists its product as uncharacterized. Gene Ontology annotation, cellular component: SCF ubiquitin ligase complex. Gene Ontology annotation, molecular function: protein binding. The record is from RefSeq and is a predicted model, not a curated record. Lineage: Eukaryota; Metazoa; Arthropoda; Insecta; Diptera; Culicidae. Gene Ontology annotation, biological process: SCF-dependent proteasomal ubiquitin-dependent protein catabolic process. Bases 1 to 2166 code for a protein of 721 amino acids. The transcript has 2 exons.
AUGGAUCCGAUUAGCUUAGAUAAAAAUAGGUCUGAACCUGACUUUGCAUCGUCAAGUAAUGUGUCUGGUUUGCCACAACAAACUUGCGAGCAAAGUCGUAAAAGGAAGUUAUCCAAUAGACUGGAUAACGUUGCUGCAGAACCAGAUGUAAAGCAUCAGGUGAUAGAAGCAGAUACCAGUUUCAACAAUACUACUAAGCCGUUGAGGCUAGCAUUAAAUGUUAACAUUUUAGAUCUCAGUGACGAAAUAUUGCUGCUGAUAUUUAAACACUUGGAUAGUAACAGCUUACUUCUACUAUCAAAAGUUUGUUCAAGAUUUCAACGGCUAGUGGCUGAUAAAACGCUAUGGGCAGAAGCAGAUUUUACAUCAGUAAAAUUAACUACAGCGGAUGUACGUCAACGUAUUAGCUACCUACAACCAACUACAACGAAGAUUUUAAAACUUCGUGGAAUGACAAGUGUAUAUCCUGCCGAAAUGUGGAAUGUACCAACGAUAACAGUUGGUAUUCUGCAGACGAUUGCAACACGGUACCCUUUAUUGGAGCGCAUCGAGUUAACAGAAGCCUACUUGGAUAUGAACAAAAUCAACAUUAUAAUGUUUCCCCAUACUUUACGUGCGCUGUUAUUUAGGAAGUGUGCAUUAUCAGUACAGAACAUUAAUAACCAAUUCGUAUUGCCCCACCAACAAAUGCGAUCAUUCCUAUCGAACAUGUAUAAAUACCUCGUUCGCCUGGAGGAACUUACAAUAGAAUAUUGUGCUUGGUUUGAUACGCAUGAUCUAAUGGUUCUCUCGAAGCUUCCUAACUUACGAUACCUCAGUUUGAAGGGAUGUGCUAAUAUAAAAGAUAGUGUCCCAUACGCUAGCUUAGCGACCCGUUUCGGAUUUAAAAAGCUGGAAAUUCUUGACUUACGCGACACGCCGAUAUCCGAUUCGGAUGUAAGCUGUUUCAACAUUGUGCACUCUUUGAAAGAAUUAAGGCUGGAAUGUCCCGAACAUUUGCGAACAGAACGAGGACUAAACGAAUAUAAUGAAGCCGAACGGCAGCGCGUAGAGCAAUUACACCGUUUGGCUAUGCCUGAUGUGCUCCCGAAUGAAGAGGCUGAUCGUCUCGAGGAUGAUAUUGCUGCUAACCAGCUCCAUAUCCAUAACGAAGCACCACCAGAAGGUGCCCAAUUGCCUCCGCCUAUUCCGCGGCCUAGACAUGGAGUAUUUGAGAUACGUAUAAUACACGGUGAUUAUCCAGGAUAUAUACGUGGAAAUCAAGAUAAUUUAAUACGUAUCGUCCGAGAACCACAGCAACCAAUUGCAAAUAUUCCUGGUGAAGCUGGCCGAGGAGCGCCGAUAGCAAAUGAGUACAUCAGACAAGAUAGACAAAAUAUUGUACGAAUUAUCAAUCGCGAUUUGCUACUACAGCGACGGGAAAAUGUCCUAUUAAAUCAUCCUCAUCGAUUAUUACGUCGACAUGAUGAUCAUGUGCAAAUAAAUGAUGCUUAUCAACGCAUUUUCGAUGCUGGCGGUAAUCAUGCACCGCGUCCUCGUCCUGAGCCAAGAUUCGACAGACCAAAUGAUGAAGCUUUAGAUGAAAAUCCAAUACAAGCUGAACAUCUUGGAGAACAACAAAAUGUGAACUUGCGAUUGCACGAUGAAGCCAAUAUUCCAGGACAUAAUGAACAUGAAGAACAACCACCACCACAACAACGCGUGCUACCGCAUGUGAUUAUUAUGCCAGGAAAUUUUCAGGAACUUAUUCACAGGCCAGGCAAUGGAAAUCAACAUCAAAUUUUUGUAAACCUAGGUAUAGGACAACCAGCACCAAAUUAUGUAUCAUUAAUAAGUGAUCGUGGUAUUUGUGCGUAUGGAGUGUCUCGUAAUGAACUAGCAGGAGCCCUUAUGGAUGAUAUAUUACGCCACAACCUUACUGGCUUAGAGCGUUUGUCUAUACGUAACUAUAAGCUUGUCACUGAUACAUCGCUUGAUCAUCUCGAAUCAGCAGCGCCGCAAUUGAAGUUAUUAGAUGUUACAGGAACAUCUGUGACUGCUCAAGGGAUACGCAACUUUAAGCUUUCCCGUCCUCGUUGUGUGGUCAUGUCUGACCAUGAUAAAGUGGGAAAUGACACAAAUCUUGGGGUUGUAAAUUCUAACGCUGUAAGCUUGGAUCAUCUUUAA